Molecule: messenger RNA, 705 nt
Organism: Aspergillus luchuensis
Lineage: Eukaryota; Fungi; Ascomycota; Eurotiomycetes; Eurotiales; Aspergillaceae
Product: RWD domain-containing protein
Exons: 2
Coding region: 1-705 (234 amino acids)
Biological process (GO): cytoplasmic translation
Molecular function (GO): protein binding
Source: RefSeq, a predicted model, not a curated record
AUGGGCCGCGAAGACCAGAUCGAAGAGCGCGAAGUGCUCGACUCCAUUUUCCCCGAGGAAAUCACAGAUAUUUCUGACACCUCAUACCGGAUAUCAAUUGCUCUUGACGCACCCGAAAAUGACGUCGAAGAAACAGAGCAGCCUGUCUUGCUCCUGCAAGUCACAUACCCAGCAGACUACCCGGAUGUUGCACCGGAACUAGAGUUGAGUGCGCCUCCGAACGCACCGAAACACCCCCGACUAGACAUCAGUGAGGACCGGGACCGACUUCUCGAAACCUUGCAACCGACCAUUGAGGAGAACAUGGGAAUGGCUAUGGUAUUUACGCUGGUUAGUGCUUUGAAGGAGAGCGCCGAAGAGCUCAUGGCGGAGCGCGUGAAUGCCGUUCACGCCGAAAAAGAGAUGGAGGCGAAGAAGGCGGAAGAGGAGGAGAACCGGAAGUUCCAGGGCACUGCUGUUAAUCGGGAGACGUUCUUGGAGUGGCGCGACAAGUUCAUAAAGGAGAUGGAGGAGGAAGAGAAGAGGAAGCGCGAGGAGAAGGAGGCGGAGGAGAAGAAGGCUACCAAGAAGGGUCCGGCAAAGGAAGAAAAGAAGUUGACGGGCAAGCAGCUGUGGGAGAGAGGUCUUGCUGGAAGGGCAGACUUUGAUGAAGAUGAGGAGGAUGGUAUUCCGGCUGCUGUGGAGAAUAUGAAGAUAGCUGCUUAG